Messenger RNA from Pygocentrus nattereri (red-bellied piranha), 1361 nucleotides. RefSeq names its product ETHE1 persulfide dioxygenase (gene ethe1). Gene Ontology annotation, biological process: glutathione metabolic process; hydrogen sulfide metabolic process. The transcript is spliced from 7 exons. The coding region runs from base 307 to 1104 and encodes 265 amino acids. The record is from RefSeq and is a predicted model, not a curated record. Lineage: Eukaryota; Metazoa; Chordata; Actinopteri; Characiformes; Serrasalmidae. Gene Ontology annotation, molecular function: sulfur dioxygenase activity.
AAAACAAACGAACCUGAACGGAUUGCGGCGGGAUCAGAUCCGAUCUGGAGAUCAGAUCCGAUGUGGAGAUCAGAUCCGAUCCAGUCAGUGUUCAGGAAUGAAACCCAAAAGCCAGUGACGUUGCGUGACGUCACGCCGCAACGGAGAGCGGAACGGACAUUGCGGAAUAAAACACUCUCCGCGCGCCAGUUACGGUCAUUACGGUGCUCUUAUCUGAGACGCUCGCACGCGCAUAGGUCUGUGGAACGCGGCUCGAGCUACUUCUCAAACCGGUUUAGUUUGUUUUGGUAACCUAAUCUGAUAAGUAUGGGUUUGGGCUUGGCCGCGCGCGGGUUUAAAGCUGCGCUGACCGCUGCGAGCUGGAGAUACACCGGUCUGAGGGCUUACUGCGCGCGCAUGGAGACCAGGGGGCUGCUGUUCCGACAGCUGUUCGAGUCUGAGAGCAGUACGUACUCCUACCUGCUGGCAGAUGUGGAGAGCAGGGAGGCCGUGCUGAUCGACCCGGUGCUGGAGACGGUGGAGCGAGACCUGAAGCUCAUUGACGAACUCGGCCUCAAACUCAAAGUAGCCGCGAACACACACUGCCAUGCGGACCACAUCACGGGCAGUGGGCUGCUGAAGCAGAGAGUCUUUGGUCUAAAGAGCGCCAUCUCUGUUCACAGUGGAGCUGCUGCGGACAUCAUGCUGACCGAGGGAGACAAAAUCACUUUCGGCAGACAUAGUCUGACCGUGAGAGAGACGCCGGGUCACACCGACGGCUGCAUCACAUAUGUGACUGGAGAUCAGUCGAUGGCCUUCACCGGUGACGCGCUACUCAUCCGUGGCUGUGGCAGAACUGACUUCCAGCAAGGCUGCUCAAAGAAACUGUAUGAAUCUGUUCAUCAGAAGAUCUUCACUCUGCCUGGAGACUGUCUCGUCUACCCAGCACACGACUACAAAGGACAGACCUUGUCAACGGUGGACGAGGAAAAGAAAUUCAAUCCUCGACUGACUAAAUCACUGGAGGAGUUUGUCAAAAUUAUGGACAAUCUAAAUCUUCCCAAGCCUGCAAAAAUAGACAUCGCCGUGCCUGCAAACUUGGUGUGUGGCCUUCAUGAGGUUUGAUCUCUAGAUGGCUGUGAAGCAUCUGAUGCCAGGUCACUUUAAUGCCCUUAACUGCUGAAUAAGAUUAGAUUGUGUUUCAAUCUCAAGCAGAUUGUGUUUUUAUGUAUUGUAUGAAUAAUCUUAAUGGGACCUCCUGCUUCUCUGCUCCUGAUUUUAAGACAUACAGUAAGAACCGCAUUUGACAGUAUCAUACAAAGUAUCGAAGUGUAAAAGAUUACAGUGCAUGCUGAAAAUAAAUAAAAGGUGUUUAAACCACA